Molecule: messenger RNA, 567 nt
Organism: Carya illinoinensis
Lineage: Eukaryota; Viridiplantae; Streptophyta; Magnoliopsida; Fagales; Juglandaceae
Product: stamen-specific protein FIL1-like
Exons: 2
Coding region: 64-363 (99 amino acids)
Source: RefSeq, a predicted model, not a curated record
AUCGUCUAAAAAACGACCUAGCUAGCUAGUUUUUGAAAGAUCAAAACGAUCGACCAGGUGAUCAUGGCAGCCCUGAAGUCCCUUGUCUCUCUCAGCUCUAAAGUUGCAGUACUGCUCGUCCUGCUCAUGGCACUUGGUGUGCAGACCCAGAUAGUUCAGGCGCAGACCUGCGCGGCUUCGCUCAACAACCUUAACAUGUGCACACCCUUUGUUCUGCCAGGUGCCGCUAAUACCAGUCCUAGUCCUGCGUGCUGUGGUGCACUCCAAGCAGUGCCGAAUGACUGCCUUUGCAGCACUCUCCGGAUCGUUGCGCGUCUUCCCGCUCAAUGCAAUCUCCCUUCCCGCUCUUGUGGUGUGAAUUAAAGAAUGAACUGUGCUCGGGACUCGUCAAUGAAUAAUGUUGAAGCUUAAUGAUUUUGCCUCUGUUUUAUAUUUUUUUUUUUUUGGUUUACUUUUUCCUCAGUAAUAUCACCUGACAUGGGAAUAAUGAUCAAUCAGAAUUAUGGGAAUCAGACGAGAAUUAAGUACGUACUUCGUGUUUAAAUGAAAUAAGGAUGUUAUAUAUCA